Colletotrichum destructivum is the source of this 2182-nucleotide messenger RNA. RefSeq names its product Putative zn(2)Cys(6) fungal-type DNA-binding domain, fungal transcription factor. Gene Ontology annotation, molecular function: transcription cis-regulatory region binding; zinc ion binding; DNA-binding transcription factor activity, RNA polymerase II-specific. The record is from RefSeq and is a predicted model, not a curated record. The transcript has 4 exons. NCBI's taxonomy places the organism in Eukaryota, Fungi, Ascomycota, Sordariomycetes, Glomerellales, Glomerellaceae. Gene Ontology annotation, biological process: positive regulation of transcription by RNA polymerase II. Gene Ontology annotation, cellular component: nucleus. Bases 164 to 1732 code for a protein of 522 amino acids.
AUUUGGCUCAGGCAGGUCCACGCCCAUGAUCCCAUCCAACUAUUAAACUCGGCCUCCCGAACCGGCGCGCGCUGCACACACCUCCGCGGUCCCGUUGACCUCAAAUAUCCCAAAGUGUACAAGCUCCCCGUCAAAGCCAGGUCCAGUCCAGGUACAGACGACGAUGACUUCCACAUCGACACGGCUGGCCCUCGCUAUGAGGGCCUCGUCACAAACGACAAUCGGCGGCGGCGGCAGUGGUAGACGGCAGUGCUGGGAGUGCCAGCGCCGGCGGCUGGUCUGCGAUUCAGCGCGUCCCGUCUGCUCCAAAUGCAAGAUCAGCGGCGUGGUGUGUCCCGGGUACGAGGACAAGAAACCGCUGACCUGGCUGGCCCCCAACAAGGUCAAGACACGGACGUGGAAGCGCAAGGGUGGUGCUACAGCUGCUGGAGGCGACGCCGUCUCGAAGAGCCAAGCCGGCAGCCAAGAGAAAGACGACGUUCUAAGACUCGCAGCCAGUGCAAAGCAGCUGGUCCACAUCUUUCCCGGACAAGAGUUGCGAUCGGAGACGUGCGAUAUCAUUGAGGCCACUCUCUACUGGAACGAACAAGUCUACCCGUCCUUCACCUCGAACCAGCUGGCCCAGAGCCCCUGGAUCAUACCCGUGAUCUACGUCCACUACAUGAAGCCCUGCAUCCAGCACGCCCUGGUCGCCAUGGCCAUCGAGCACCGCAUGAUGCGCAUGUCGCAGCGGACGAACGACCCGUUCGUGGCCGAGGUGCGAGCCAGGGCGUGCCAGCACCGCUCCACGGCGGUCCAGGCCUUGAACAGAGACAUCGCGCUCGAGCAGAUGUGCUCCUCGGACUUUACAUUGUCCAGCGUCAUCGUCUUUCUCUACGGUGAUCAGCUCAUGGGAUCCGCGACGGCGUCCAACUGGCGCUUCCACAUCAAGGGAUUCACAGCCUUGAUCGCUCUGCGCGGCGGCUGGGAGAGCGUGUGUCAAAAGACACCUCAUUUGAAAGUCCUGGUCCUCUUCUGUAAAAUCGUCGAAAACUUUGCCAACACAACCAGCCCAGCAGACGACCAGAUGUCACCCGUCUCCAACUUCGAGCUGCGGGAUCUUUGCGAAGACGUGUUCGGAACGGGCUACUACCCGUUUCUGCCGUGUCCCGCGGAGCUGUUCAUCGACAUCAUCCGAGUCAACCGCCUCCGCUUCCUCGCAACGCGCCAACCCGAUGAUGAUGAUGAUGAUGACCAGGACACCGCCGCGUCGAUCCGGUCCGAGGCGGAAGAGCUGCUCACCAAGAUCACCGACUUCUCGCCCGAGGCCUGGUCCGAGACCAAAGAGGACUCGAAGGAGGGCUACCUCACGAUGGCGCGGGUCUACCAGUCCGCCGUUGUGCUCUUCGCUAUCUCGUCCCUGCGGAGCGCCGGCGCCGUGGCCCCCUGCUCGGCCGGAUGGACGGCCGUCGCGAGGAUACACCGCGGCCGGCUGUUCUCGCUGCUCGAGACGACGGCCGCCUCGCCGCCGCUGAGGAGCUGCACGGCGUGGCCCAUCAUCGUGGCCGGCUUCGAGGCCAAGAGCGUCAGUCCGACGGCCCGGGCGUUCAUCCUCAAUCGGCUGGACGAGGAGAGCCGGGACCUGGGCGUGUAUUUGCCGCUGGCGGCAAGGAAAGUGCUCGAGCGGUUCUAUUCUUCUUCCGGGACUCGUUGGGAUGACUGUUUUGAUAGCCCUCAUGCACUGUUCACUUGAAUGGGGUGAUCGUCUGAGGGACUGGCUGGGGUAUUUGGGGUGGUGAGCGGUUCCGAUAUAUAUAUAUCAGUGACGCUUCGGAAUCCCAUUUUUACAGAGUCUCUCUCUUGUAUUGUAGCAUUGCGUUUCACAUAGGCGAAUCCGACUCUUCGAAACCUCUGAUCAUACUGUCGAAGAAGGCAGCGUCGACGCCUUGGAACGGCCAGUCUUCCAGUCCGGCCGAGAUCCCGGAGCCCAUCCACCGGGGGUUCCCGAGUCCGGACAGCCAUGUCGGAUCGGCAUUCUGGUCGAGCUGCAAGCCUGGGUUUCCCGACACGUCCAUCAUGGCGACAGAGUCGUCUCCCAGUGCUGGUGCGCCCGUCAGAACAUUAGGCUCCGAGGACGUGGCGUCCUCCCCUCUCUGCGUCUCCGGAAAGACCGGUUGUCGAGUUCGGUCGGACGGCACCCAGG